ACUUUAUCGUGUUCUUGGUAAAGAAGUAAUAUUAAUAACAUUUCUUAAAAUGAAUGAUAAUUUAUAAUUUAGGGAUUUGUAUGAUAAGAAAACCGUGAUCAUUAAAAUUAAGUACUCUAUACACGUUGACAGUUUACUAAAGAAAGAUGUGGUCAAUUAUAAUUUUAAUAUUUUUAUCUAUUGUAUCGUACCUUUUAACUGAUGAGUUAAUACCUAAAAUUAAAAAUCUUUUCAUAAAUGCUGGAUUAUUUGGUAUUGAUCUUUGUAAGGUAUCCAAAGAAAAAAUACCUGAAGCUAUCGGAGUUGUAUCAGGAUGUGUUUUCUUGGUGACGAUUUUUAUGUUCAUACCAAUUGUUUUUGGCAAUGAUCUGAUGGAUAGAGGAAAUUUUCCUCAUAAUGAGUUUGCAGAAUUACUUGCAGCAUUAUUGUCAAUAUGUUGUAUGUUAUUGCUGGGAUUUGCAGAUGAUGUAUUAAAUUUGAAAUGGAGAUACAAAUUACUUCUUCCAACAGUAGCAUCUUUACCACUACUUGUGGUUUACUAUGUAAAUUUUAAUUCUACUACUUUUAUUGUACCAAUUCCUCUAAGGCAUUUCUUUGGGAAUUCCGUCAAUAUUGGUUUCUUGUACUACAUUUAUAUGGGAAUGUUAGCUGUCUUCUGCACUAAUGCUAUAAAUAUAUUGGCUGGAAUAAAUGGUCUUGAAGUGGGUCAAUCAGCUAUAAUAGCAAUGUCUAUAAUAAUUUUCGAUAUAAUUGAAUUAAGAGGUGAUCAAUUCAAAGCUCAUAGCUUUUCUCUUCAUAUUAUGAUUCCAUAUCUUGCCACCACACUGGCCUUAUUAAAACAUAAUUGGUAUCCAUCGAAAGUUUUUGUGGGAGACACAUUUUGCUAUGUAUCAGGCAUGACUUUUGCAGUAGUUGCCAUUCUCAGUCAUUUCAGUAAAACUGUUUUAUUAUUUUUUCUGCCUCAAAUUAUCAAUUUUGUGUAUUCUGUACCACAACUUUUUCAUAUCAUACCUUGCCCAAGACAUAGACUUCCGAAGUAUAGUGCAGAAACAGACUUACUUUAUCCAAGUAAAACUGUCAUUUUGAAAAAGGAUAUGAAUAUGUUACACAAAUAUAUUUUACAAGUAUUGACAUUGUUUCGGCUAGUUGAUAAGCAGGAAGAUGACGGCUGUAUUGUAAUUAACAACAUGACACUAAUAAAUCUAUUCUUGAUAAAAUUAGGACCCAUGUCUGAAGUUCGAUUAACUUCAAGUUUGUUAGUAUUUCAAAUACUGUGUACAUGUAUUGCAUUUAUAGUAAGAUAUCCAAUGGCCUCAUAUUUUUAUUGAUUUUCGCUUAUUUUAUUGAAUUUUUAUACAGCAAGUUAAUUAUAUAUAU
Messenger RNA from Vanessa tameamea, 1377 nucleotides. RefSeq names its product UDP-N-acetylglucosamine--dolichyl-phosphate N-acetylglucosaminephosphotransferase (gene Alg7). Lineage: Eukaryota; Metazoa; Arthropoda; Insecta; Lepidoptera; Nymphalidae. Gene Ontology annotation, molecular function: UDP-N-acetylglucosamine-dolichyl-phosphate N-acetylglucosaminephosphotransferase activity. Gene Ontology annotation, cellular component: membrane. The coding region runs from base 147 to 1328 and encodes 393 amino acids. Gene Ontology annotation, biological process: protein N-linked glycosylation; dolichol-linked oligosaccharide biosynthetic process. The transcript is spliced from 5 exons. The record is from RefSeq and is a predicted model, not a curated record.